Pollicipes pollicipes is the source of this 2156-nucleotide messenger RNA. RefSeq lists its product as uncharacterized. The transcript is spliced from 3 exons. Lineage: Eukaryota; Metazoa; Arthropoda; Thecostraca; Pollicipedomorpha; Pollicipedidae. The coding region runs from base 402 to 2156 and encodes 584 amino acids. The record is from RefSeq and is a predicted model, not a curated record.
AUCAGCCUGUAGAGUUCCGAGACGUUAAAGGCAGGAAGGAGUUGUUUGUGAUCGUGAAUGAAAAGCCGGAGGGAAGUCCGAACCCGACGGCAACAGACUGGCCAGAGGAUGACGCGUUUGAACAGGGGACCAAUCUUAAUUCGCCGUACGCACACGUUGUCGCUGAUGUCAGCUGGGAAGAGGAUAUUUUGCCAGACGUACCUCGAAAUUUGCGCCAAGAGACAGAGACUGAAGAUGAUCCAUGGAAGGGUGUGCGUCAAAAAGGGGGAGUGUACGGAAAGGGUUCUGAUGCACAGGUUCACGCGUCAGCGAAACGCACCGAUUCUGAAUCAGAAUGCAGUCAUGAACCCUUUAACGUCUCUCUCUGCAGUGAAAGGUCACCUGGAAAGCUAAGGGAAGACAUGAACCAAGAAUCCGUGGCAUCUUAUCUCAUCGAUGCCUGUCACGAGCGGAAAGCCUUGGGAGUGCCUCACGAAGUGAAUGCGUUGUGCAAUGUGCCACCAUGUCUUUCGCUCAGACCAGACAAACACCAGCCGCCCAACAACAUCGCAAUAUUGCCGGACAAUUACGGAUCGAAAUAUGUGCCAGUUCAACCCUCUGACGAUGAACUGUACGCUGCAUACAUGACUGAUGUGGAGCACUUGCAAGAGAGUCUAACAAAGCAGAUGCAGGAGAACAACGAAAUCCUGGAAAGAAAUGGUGCAAUAACAGCGUGGCAGAACCGCUCAGCAGACAGCCCUGGCAGGGCAGGCUCCGCUGAGCUAUCUAUCGACUCACCUGCGGCUGACACAGACCGCGUCCCAAUGACACCGACACUCGAGCACGGCAGACGCAGUCCCGACACUGAGGCCGACACCCCUGCGGCCGUGCGCGAGGCGUCGAGCAAGAGCGGGCGGCGCGCUGUCGACGACGAAAGCAGGCUGGUGUCGAUAGACACCGUGUACUUUGUGCCCGGCACGCCGCCGCCGGUCGGCAGGACGCCGGUGCUGCUUAGCUGCGUCCCCCGAGAUUCGGAUCUCCCUCGAGAUCCGGAUCUCGGUGAGCCGGUCGCGCCCACCGCUCGAAGUCCCGGCGAAGCGGCCACGACUGCUAGUCCGGACCGGGGCGAGUCGUUCGCUUCCGCCGCCCUGGCCACGGGAGAGGGGGUGUGCUCACCAGCGCAGGCAGGACUGGACUUGCGCGAGUUAAGUGACGCCGUUUUUCCACGCGAGGGCGCAGCCGUGGAGAAUAGAGCUAUCGCUCGCCCAAAAAGAGCCAGUGAUGCCCGAAUGGACACCAUGUGGGCAUGGGAGGUCACGAAAAGUGGAACCCUGCCGACUGAGAACGGCAGGGACAGCCUUCGCGGUGUGAAGUGUGUCAGCACCGGCGGACGAAAUCCUGACGCCAGGAGCCGGCUCCUGAUGCCGCCAGCUUCACCGGACGGAUACGUGGCUCAACUCAUCAGUAGACACUCCCAGGGUGGAGUGGACGACAGUGCUGUCAUGCCAAAGGAGACCAUGUGGCAGACCCUUUUUCCUCCCACGGAAAUCUGCCUCGAAGAACGCAAGAAGAUGUUGGAGAUAGGAAAAACCUCGGACAUGAAACCAAAGGCCCAGCCUGUGGUGCGCGUUCACGACGAGGGCCGCGUGGUUCGUCUACGGCGAAUGUACGAGCAGCUGAGCGAGUCGGCGAGGCGAGCGAGCGAGCACCGGUCAGAUGGCUCGCUGUUCGACUCGCGCGGCUCCUCGCGCAGCAUGGUGGACCUGGCCGAGCCUCAACGCCGAGCCCAGGGCGAGUUGAACGCCUCGCUGUUCGGCACCAGAGAGAAGAGCAGGAGCUCCGCCGAGCUGGCGCGCCCCCUAGCAGCGGCACGGACGCCUGCUCCGCUGGAGCCGCCGGCGGAGGAGGAGCACGGGGCGGACGAGCAGGACCGCGCGGUGGCAGCAGCGGCGCGGCGGCAGGCCGUGGACCGCAGCCUCUCUUGCUCAGACGCCGGCCGGCCGGUUCGCGUCGGCCGUUUGCUCUCCUGCUGGGAGCUGUCGAACCUCUCCACGGACGCCAAUCACGCACGCUUCGAGGCCAUCCAGCGCUUCUUCGAGGGUCUGCGCGAGGGCCGGAUCUGCAGCGGCGGCGGCGGCGCCGCCGCUCGCGGCCGCGGCUACUCGCGCGCGGCCUGA